CGCGGGUCACGUGACCGGCCAACAUGGCCGCCCGCGGAGACUGCCGCCGGGCGGGGCAGGACUCGGAGCCCGAGCCGGAGCCGGGGCCGGAGCCGGGGCCGGGGCCGGGGCCCGAGGCCGGCCUAGAGUCCGGGGAAGAGUUCGAGAUCGUGGACCGGAGCCAGCUGCCGAGCCCCGGCGAGCUGCGGAGCGCGGCGCGGCCUCGAGCGGCCGACGGCUGGUCGGCGCCCAUCCUGACGCUGGCGCGCAGGGCCACCGGGAACCUGUCGGCGAGCUGCGGUAGCGCGCUGCGCGCGGCCGCGGGGCUGGGAGACGGCGGCGUCGGCGGGGAGCGCGCAGCUUCCAAAGGCCAGAUGAUGGAGGAGCGUGCCAACCUGAUGCACAUGAUGAAACUCAGCAUUAAGGUCUUGCUGCAGUCUGCCCUUAGCCUGGGACGCAGUCUGGAUGCCGACCACGCCCCCUUGCAGCAGUUCUUUGUAGUGAUGGAGCACUGCCUCAAACAUGGGCUGAAAGUUAAGAAGAGUUUUAUUGGCCAAAAUAAAUCUUUCUUUGGUCCGUUGGAGCUGGUGGAAAAACUUUGCCCUGAAGCAUCAGAUAUAGCCACCAGUGUCAGGAAUCUUCCAGAGCUAAAGACAGCCGUGGGAAGAGGCAGAGCUUGGCUCUACCUUGCUCUCAUGCAAAAGAAACUGGCAGAUUAUCUGAAAGUCCUCAUAGACAAUAAACAGCUCUUGAGUGAGUUCUAUGAGCCUGAGGCGUUAAUGAUGGAGGAAGAGGGCACGGUGAUUGUCGGCCUGCUGGUGGGACUCAAUGUUCUGGACGCCAAUCUCUGCUUAAAGGGAGAAGACUUGGAUUCUCAGGUCGGAGUGAUUGAUUUUUCCCUCUACCUGAAGGACGUGCAGGAUCUUGACAGCGGCAGAGAGCAUGAAAGAAUCACUGAUGUCCUUGAUCAGAAAAAUUACGUGGAAGAACUUAAUCGGCACUUGAGCUGCACAGUUGGAGAUCUUCAAACCAAGAUAGACAGCUUGGAAAAGACAAACUCAAAGCUUCAGGAAGAGCUUUCAGCUGCAACAGACCGAAUUUGUUCUCUGCAAGAAGAACAGCAGCAACUGAGAGAACAGAACGAAUUAAUUCGAGAAAGAAGUGAAAAGAGUGUGGAGAUAACAAAGCAGGACACCAAAGUUGAACUGGAGACUUAUAAGCAGACCCGGCAGGGCCUGGACGAAAUGUACAGUGAUGUGUGGAAACAGCUGAAGGAGGAGAAGAAAGUCCGCCUGGAACUAGAAAAGGAACUGGAGUUACAGAUUGGAAUGAAGACUGAGAUGGAAAUUGCCAUGAAGUUACUGGAGAAGGACACUCAUGAGAAGCAGGACACACUCGUGGCCCUCCGCCAGCAGCUGGAGGAAGUCAAAGCAAUUAACCUACAGAUGUUUCACAAAGUUCAGAAUGCAGAGAGCUGUUUGCAGCAGAAGAAUGAAGCCAUCGCAUCUUUUGAAGGAAAAACCAGCCAGGUCAUGUCCAGCAUGAAACAAAUGGAAGAAAGGUUACAGCAGGCGGAAAGGGCCCGACAGGGGGCAGAAGAGCGGAGCCACAAGCUGCAGCAGGAGCUCAGUGGGAGGGUCAGUGCCCUGCAACUCCAGCUGUCCCAGCUGCGUGACCAAUGCUCAGGUCUAGAGAAAGAACUGAAGUCAGAAAAAGAACAGAGACAAGCUCUCCAGAAAGAAUUACAGCGUGAGAAAGACACCUCCUGUCUGCUUCAGACAGAGCUGCAGCAAGUGGAAGGACUGAAGAAGGAGCUACGGGAGCUCCAAGAUGAGAAGGUGGAGUUACAGAAGGUCUGUGAGGAGCAGGAGCAAGCCCUCCAGGAAAUGGGACUGCACCUCAGCCAGUCCAAACUAAAGAUGGAAGACAUAAAGGAAGUAAAUAAGGCGCUGAAGGGACACACAUGGUUGAAAGAUGAUGAAGCGACACACUGUAAGCAGUGUGAGAAAGAGUUCUCCAUUUCUCGGAGAAAGCACCACUGCAGAAACUGUGGCCACAUUUUCUGCAACACCUGCUCUAGCAACGAGUUGGCCCUGCCCUCCUAUCCUAAGCCAGUGCGUGUAUGUGACAGUUGUCAUACCCUGCUACUACAGCGCUGCUCCUCCACGGCCUCCUGAGGCCGUCAGCCCCCCCCCAGUAGACCUUGGCCUGUUGCCCUCCAUCCUCAAGAGUGGAGGAAAGCCUCAAGUACAGUGCCAAACUCUGCAUCUCCAGAGACCUGCAGGGGCCCAAGAAAAAUCAAAGAACGAGUGCCUCCCCAGGCUGUCAGCCUCUGAAAACAGCAGCUGAGCACUUUUUCAUGGUUUGUAUGGAGUUGGCUACUCUAGAGGGACACUUCUGUGUCCUGUUAUGUCCUGACUUUGGUACAGGUGCAACUUGAUUUUGCUACUGUCACUUUCACUCUUCAAAGGAUUAACAUAUUUUGAAGCAGUUGCACUGGUACCAAAUCUUCCUACCCACAGAAACCUUCAUUUCUGCAGUGCUUUGAACCUCAUGAGUCUAUCUUCAUUUCUGCAGUGCUUUGAACCUCAUGAGUCUAUCAGUGUGCCUUGUCUGCUUCAGCAUCCAGCAUUUGCCAUCAUUCCCCUGUCAAAAUACCUACUGGUUUAGCCCUCAAAUAAAAUCUUUAUUUUUCAAUUUUGUACAAGGUGCAGGACUCCAGCUUGCCUGUGGAAAGCUCAGUUGAGGUCUGGGGAGGAGGGCCUGCUAGACUUGAGCUAUUCAACUAUUGCAUUGCUUGGACUCAAGGCUGCUCCACCCAGGUGAACCAAAGCCAGAGUAAAGGACCUCAAACCUGUCACCAAAGUCCAAUACCAACUUGCCAGACUCUUGUGCUACCAUUUUAAGUGGAUUCUUCAGGAUCAACGUGAAACUUAAGUUUAAAGGAAAACUAGUGUUUUUCAAAAAUUGCAAAAUUACUUCAAGUUUUAAAAGCUAAACAACGCAUUAAAAAAAAUUGUACCAUAACCAUGUACUAUGUGUCCAUCGAAUGGUGUGUUAUGAAUAGGGAGCACAGGGGAAGUCUUUUGCUUUGCCUAUUCAUGGUGAGCAGAAGUGAGAGGACAAAAGUUGGACUAAAAGCAACUCACUGUGCCCAGAAUGGCAGCCUCCAUGGAGUUAAAGUCAGUCACUGACUGCUAUAGAAAGUGUUAUCACAACAUUAUCAGUAUUUGCUAUUGGGAAUUUAAAUUAUAUUUUUUGAGAAAAUAUUUACCUACGCAAUGUUUGAUUGAAAAUCACUGGAGUUUUCCUGUAAAACUUGGUCUGCAAAAGGAUUUUGUAGGGUAAGACUAUAAUACCAAAAUCACCAUUCUUUAGACCAAUUGAAAAAAAUAAAACCAUCCCUAGGUUAACCGACUAGUAAAAUACUGUCCUGAACCCAACCACUCUAAGUAUGUAAAAAUCACCCUCUGUCAAAAAUUAAUAUAAUGCUACAACAGAAAAGCAAACUAAUGGUUUAAUAAAUGAACACAAAUGUUUUCUGGCUUGACAGUGUUCCAAAAUUGCAAUGAUUACAAAACAUCCCCCUCCUCCCCAAUAACUGUUUCUGCAAAUUAAAAGCUAUUAAGAAUUACAAUAAAAACCAUACAUGUAGUAUCUCACUCUUUUUAAAAGGAACCUGUAUAUCCCAACUAAAGAAACCUACCUAAAACUUACUCUACAUAUGUAAAAAAACCAAACUUACCAUAUCCACUCAUGCUGCUCUGGCCACCGUAGCCACCUCCAUAACCACCACUCAGCUGCUGGCUGGCUGGGCCACCGUAACUGGACUGGUUUGCUGUUAAGUUAAGAGAACAUUAGAGCUUUGCUUCUUAUCCAAUGUGGUACCUGGUGGUACCGGGCUUGUAAUUCUAUGUCUACAAUUUUCCAGUCUUGAUCUUGUAUUACUGUCUCCUUCUGCCUACUCUAUGACAAGACUCCGAUUGUCUAUGACCAGAUUAACAUUUAUAUUCAUCAUUUCAGCUAGUCAAAUGUUUAUAAACUAAAAGGUUGAAGACUUAAAAUACACAUGAUUUCCUAAGUAGAGGUAUCUUGUAACCAUCUUAAACUUAGUUAAUGGGGAUCCCCCCCCAGCUUGAUUUAUUUAUGUCAGGUAUCAGUUAAGACCUAAUUAUGUUCCCAAAAUAAAUUUUAACCCGUAUUUUUGCUAAGUAUUUUAGACUUAAACUUUAUAUACAGAUAGUAUAACCCAAAUUGUCCCCUCCCCCAAACAAAAGUACUACUUUGAGAGAUCUACCUAAGCACCUUCAUGUUAUUUUUAAGGUUUUAGUAAUAUCUUAAAAAUACAAAACUUCUUCAAAUUAAGAAUCUGUCUCCACCUAAAUUUUUUCUAACUUUAAAUUAUUUAACUUAAAAUCAUAAUGCUAACAAACUCUUACACUAAUUAAAUAUAUAUAUUAACUUAGCUUAUUGUCUACUUAUACAAAUAUAAUAAAUGUUUUGGUUUUUAAAAAAACUAACGAUAUUUACACAAGCCCAUGCCUCCCAUCAUUUGGCUACCAUAAGCACCACCGCUUGCUCCUGCUGUAGAAUUCAAGAAGAGUUCUACAUAUCUGUGUUCUGAAAUGAGAGAAAAGGCAUACAAGGUUAGCUUUAAAAAAAAGACACUAAAGUGAUAUUUACACAAACCCAUGCCUCCUAGCAUUUGGCUACCGUAAGCACCACCGCUUGCUCCUGCUGUAGAAUUCAGGAAGAGUUCUACGUAUCUGUGUUCUGAAAUGAGAAAAAGAAAAGUUUGAAAAUGUUUGUUGGUAAAAGAAAAGAUAAGCAGUUUAAAAAUAAUUUGUGAAUCACAAAUGUUUUGGCAAAAAGAAAAUUCCCAUGUUAGUUUAAGAACUAGCUUUUAAACACUCAUCUGAAAACUACCAAUUAAGGACUAACUUCAAAUUCCAAAAUAGCUUUUAAAAAAAUUAAACUUUUCAGUACAUCCAAGGCACCCCACUAGAGAGCAAAUCUUUCCUAUAUCCUUAUUAUGCUAUUUCUAUUCCUCUGCUCCAAACACUUGUCAUUCAAUUGCCUGUGGUUACAAAUGUUUUAAUUACACUUACGCAUAUUUGCUUUGUCUUUUGACAUAGCUGCAACAGCAUCUUCAUGGGUUGCAAACUCUACAUCUGCUUCACCAGUUACUCUGCCAUCAGGUCCAAUCUCAAUAUGUACUCUCACAGGGUUGAGUGGUGAAAAAAACUAAAAUCCAAGUUAUUUCAAAAAUAGUUAAUUUUUAAGUCUAAAUUUUAUUAUGAUCACCCCCUAUUUUUAUUGCUGUACUGAAUUACCUAAAGUGAAUUUAUCUGAACACUUACAUUAUAAAUGUCAUUCUCAGUAGCUCUGUAUGGUAAUCCCCGCAUGUGUACACAGUGUCCUGUUGUACUCUGGAAAGUAGAUCCACCAUCCCCGUAUCUGUGGUCAGACAUUCCUGAAAAACAAUAAUUGAGGUCUAGAUGGACAAGUGUGUAAGUACCCUUCAAUUGAGAAAUUCAAUUCUUACCUUACCUCUUCCAAAUCUAUCUGAACCAAAUCCAUAGCCGUCAUUAUAGCCAUUAUAAUCAUCAUAGCCUCCAUAACCUGAAAGAUAGAAAGUACAAUUACACUUACACAUAAACACACAACAUACAUUAGACAGAGAAAACUAAUUCAACCUUGCAAAUACACACCUCCACCAUAAGCACCACGCCUCAUUCUCUCAAAGCCAGCUCCUCUGCCAAUGCUGUUAUACCCUCUGCCAGCCCCAGGUCUGUCAUAGGGACCUGGUCGCUGCAUGGCCAUAAGUUUUCGUGGUGGAUCAUAAUGAGUUCUAACUUCAGCUCGACUGCUCUUAAAUAUUUCAAUAUACCUAAAGCAUUGUCCAAAAGGAAAGGGAAUGGGGAGGGGAGAAAAAACAUUAGUUUAUGUCAUACAGUUACUCAAUUAUACAAAAAAAAAAAACAA
This is a messenger RNA of Meriones unguiculatus (Mongolian gerbil), 5964 nucleotides long. RefSeq names its product RUN and FYVE domain containing 1 (gene Rufy1). The coding region runs from base 24 to 2156 and encodes 710 amino acids. The transcript has 19 exons. Gene Ontology annotation, molecular function: metal ion binding. The record is from RefSeq and is a predicted model, not a curated record. Gene Ontology annotation, biological process: regulation of endocytosis; protein transport. Gene Ontology annotation, cellular component: cytoplasm. Lineage: Eukaryota; Metazoa; Chordata; Mammalia; Rodentia; Muridae.